UCCGGUUUGGUGGCGUUCAGUGUCGUUUUCGUGUUUAUCGCAUCGAUAACUCAUCGUUAAAAUCACACUUUUUAAUUUCCAAAUCGUGCAAAUGUGUAAAUCAGUAUGUAAAGUGCUUUAAUAUGUCACUAGUGCGUUAACAGAGUCAUUUCCGCCUUACUACCCCUCGCUUACCUCUAUUGAUCCGUUUUGGAUGGGCAAGAUCAGAUUUGGUUACGUCGUUGGAAAAUGAGAGCGAAUGACGAGGGCAACCUGGAUGAGGACCUCUACACCCUCUGGAGAUGAAAUUCAGUUUGGUAAUGGUCAUUUUGUAUUUACUGUGGCCCAUAGAAGGCCAGCGAUUGGUGCCGCCGAGGAGUUAUCAUUCGGAUGACGAUGACGAUGACGAGAUUCGUCAUGCUCUUAAUGACGAUGAGGAGGGUGAGAAUAAUUCAACAGACAAAGGACUCUAUGUGGGAGCUCCAUGUGAAAUCGUAUGCAACUCGAAACUACUCCACGUCUAUUGCAACCCCAUCACAGGGGUGUGCGAAUGCGAGAAGAACUACCCCGUCAAGCUCAACCCUUACACAGGGUGUGGAAAACCGAAAAGGUUGGGUGACCAGUGUUACUACCGAGAGACCUGUCAAUACACCGAUGUCCAUUCGGCCUGCAUACAGGUCCACCAUAACGCCAUUUGCCAAUGCCAAAAUGGCUACCAUUCCGUUUCUAUUCAAAAAGGGUCGAAAAGGGUCUUCUGUGCCGAAGAUCUGGAGGUUAUGACAACGGAUUUCUCGACUUUUGCCGGAGUUUUAUCCGGAAUUGCGAUUUUAUCCGGAUUAAUUUGCUUCGUGUUGCAUUUGUUUAACCAAAAUAUGUAUGGACCAAGACGGCACCGUUUUGGUAAUGCUAAUUUGGCGCCCCCUAUUUUAUAUUCAAGCGAUCCAGGAUCCUUACCGAUGCCUAUCAUCGAUCGCAGCUUGACGUCCCGGACGUCGAGUCGCCGGACAAUAGCAUCGUUGCCGUCGCGGCGGGCCAGCAGUGCCCAGGGUUGCCGCGGAAUAGCCGUUUCCGCCUCCCGUGCAGGUGCGGCCCGCAACGCCGCCAUCUUGCUACUCUCUUCUUAUCAAUCCGAUCCCUACCAACCACCAAUUUACGAAUACAAAUUCGGCUCUCGCAGACCAAGUUUGACUUCGAUUCAUAGUGGAAAUUCCAUCAAGAGUUACAGUCAACGAAGAUACGAGCGGGAGCGGGAAUUGAAGGAAGAAAGGGAAAUGCAAAGGCGAUUAGCACGGAUGUCUUCUUCGGCUAACUCGAGCGGGAGAAUUGCCCCAACUCCUAGCCCCCAUUCGACCGAUGACCUCCUCCCGACUCUAGAAGAGGACAAACAGAAGGAAUCGUCAUGGAUUGCGAUUGUUCCUCCUCUCGCUAUACAAGAAGAAUCGUCGUCUAGUUUCCACGAAGAAAUACCAUCGACUUCGAAACAAUUCCCUUAAAACUCAGCGAAGUACCAAAACUCCAAGUCGCCAUGGCCUAUUUUGCAUUAAUUUGCGUUGUGGUUAUAUGUAAUGUGCUACAAGUAUAGAAACGUGGCGGACUAUGUGCAUUAUAUGUUACGAAAUUAUGAAUUUUUAACAUUAAAACGUUAAAAUAGAAUGAUAGGAUAA
Molecule: messenger RNA, 1643 nt
Organism: Tribolium madens (black flour beetle)
Lineage: Eukaryota; Metazoa; Arthropoda; Insecta; Coleoptera; Tenebrionidae
Exons: 9
Coding region: 282-1472 (396 amino acids)
Source: RefSeq, a predicted model, not a curated record